GACAAGCACACCUCAAGAUAUAGAAUCUCCAAGAUCUGAUAAGAUUUAUCUGGAGGUAGCAUAAUAUCUCCUGACAUUGAAUUAUAGUGGUCUCGAACGUGGUAGUGGCAAGAUGUGGAUUUUGGGGCUGGUGGUCUUGGCUUUAGGGUCAGCUCAGGCCUUAGUCAGGUUAGAUCCUUUGGUGAAUUCGCCAGCGGGACUCAUUCGAGGGUUGAGGGCUGGCGAUGGAGAGUAUUCUAUGUUCUUGGGGAUACCUUACGCGCAAGUUGAAGAGAACAAUCCUUUUGGGACAUCCAUCCCUCAACCUAAAUUCAACACAAUUUUCAACGCCUUCGAUGACUCCGCGAUCUGUCCGCAAAUGGAAGAAUUUAAUAAAACAAUAGUAGGCACUCUGGACUGUCUACAGUUGAACAUCUACGUGCCUGCUACCGCCAGCUCCAGAAACAAACUGCCUGUGCUCGUUUGGAUCUAUGGAGGGGGAUUUUCCUUAGGGUUUGCCAGUAGGUACCUCUACGGUCCCAAAUAUCUGAUAAGACAUGACGUCAUCCUGGUAACCUUGAACUACAGAGUAGGGCCGUACGGAUUCUUCUGUCUAGACACACCCGAUGUACCAGGCAAUCAGGGCAUAAAAGACCAGGUGCUAGCGUUGCGCUGGGUUAAAGAAAACAUUGCUGCUUUUGGUGGUGAUAUGAACAAGAUUACUGUAAUGGGAGGGAGUGCGGGAGGUGUUUCAAUAGAGUUCAAUCUCCUGUCAAAGCAAGAGAAACUUUUCAACCAAGCAAUCAUACAGAGUGGUUCCACAUUCAUCCCAGGGGUGUUAGAAGAAUCGGGCAGGAGCAAAGCAUUCAGAAUUGCUCAACAACUAGGAUUCGAAACAAAUGACAUCUCUCAGGCCGUGGCAUUCUUAGCAAAGACUGAUGCUAAAUUAGUUAUAGCUGCUAUGGAAGAACUUGGAUUAACUAGCAGACCAUGUAUAGAACAAGUUGAAAAUGUCGAUAGCAUUUUAACAGAUCAUCCAAUAAAUGUAAAUAUACCUAAAGUGAAAGAUAUUCCUGUGUUAAUCGGAUUUAAUAAUAAAGAAAGAUUGUUACAAUAUGCAACACUAUCAUCUGAACAAUUUAAGAAUCUUAAUGUCUUUAGGGAUUCCUUGCAAGAGAAAUUUAUUUAUGACGAGGAAUUCAAAGAAAUGGAAGAUAUUGUGAGACGUUUUUACAUUGGGGACGAGGAGGUUACCGAAGCAUUACGAGAGAACCUUAUUGAUUUCCGAUCAGACUAUGAUUUUUCCUUUCCUGUACAAUUGAGUUUAAAGAAGUACCUUGAAAGCGGCGCUAAGAAUGUGUAUUACUACAUGUUUUCAUACAGUGGUGGCAGGAAUUUCGCUAAGAAACAGAAUAAUCUUACUUUACCAGGGGCGGCGCAUAAUGAUAUAAUAGGUUACUUGUUUGAUUUGUCUUAUGAGGACGCUCCAUCUGAAGCAGACCAACGGGUGAUUGACCAGAUGACUACAUUAUGGACGAAUUUUGUCAAAUAUGGAGAUCCAACCCCACAGACGUCAGAGCUACUACCCGUGAAGUGGUCACCGAUAACCGAGCAGACUUAUACAUAUAUGAACAUUGACAGCGAGCUGUCUGUUUCCACGAGACCCUACAAUGACCGCAUGGCGUUUUGGGAGCUGUUCUUUGAGGUCAACAAGAACAAGCUGAAGGGAUAUCGGGAGAACUAG
Molecule: messenger RNA, 1723 nt
Organism: Maniola jurtina (meadow brown)
Lineage: Eukaryota; Metazoa; Arthropoda; Insecta; Lepidoptera; Nymphalidae
Product: esterase FE4-like
Exons: 4
Coding region: 113-1723 (536 amino acids)
Source: RefSeq, a predicted model, not a curated record